Molecule: messenger RNA, 600 nt
Organism: Penicillium griseofulvum
Lineage: Eukaryota; Fungi; Ascomycota; Eurotiomycetes; Eurotiales; Aspergillaceae
Product: HIT family protein
Exons: 2
Coding region: 1-600 (199 amino acids)
Molecular function (GO): catalytic activity
Source: RefSeq, a predicted model, not a curated record
AUGUCAGCUCUCAAAGGCGCUGCGCCAAUCUACUUCGGCCCAUUUGUGGUCACACCACAGGUCUUCCACACAACUCCCUUAACCUUCGCCCUGGUAAACCUGAAACCAAUCCUCCCAGGACACGUCCUAGUCUCCCCCCGGCGCAUCGUCCCCCGCGUCACAGACCUCACCCCCGCCGAAACAAGCGAUCUCUUCCUAACAGUGCGGCGAGUGGGUCGCAUGGUAGAGCGCGUAUACGGUGCUACGAGCUUGAACAUCGCCGUUCAGGACGGCGUGCAUGCCGGCCAGAGCGUACCACAUGUUCAUGCGCAUAUCAUCCCCCGCAAGGCGGCAGAUCUAGAUCACGCCGGUGGUACGGAUGCGGUUUACGAUUUGCUUGAUGGGGAAGAAGGGGAUUUGGGGAAAGUGUUCAAGACUGCCCUUCCUACAGAAAGCGGCGGUCAGUCAACUGAGGAUAUGAUUAAAAAUGCUGCGAAUCCAGGGAGGAGGUCUAAGUUCCCAGCUGUGGAUAAUGAUGCGCGCAAGCCUCGUGAUGAAGAGGAUAUGAAGGCCGAGGCUGAGAUGUUGGCGCGGGAGAUGGAGAAUGAGCCUCUUGAUUAA